This is a messenger RNA of Vitrella brassicaformis, 2291 nucleotides long. Lineage: Eukaryota; Vitrellaceae. The record is from the annotation of a GenBank genome assembly.
GGACGAGAAGGUGGGAUUUUAGACGGCGAGAAUGACCCUCGCUGCUCGGACAGCCCUCAGUGGGUCGCGGCAGGGCGUCAAAUUGCCUUGUGCCGGCGUGUCAUGUCGGCUGCAGGCGAUGGGGUUCUCCGGGCACUACGACGGGCCGGUGUUCAGCCACCGCCGCAUGCCCUUCCACGGGUCGGGGCUGGUGGACACCGAACGGCGCGGCGACCCCCCUGCCUCGGCUGACCCAUGCUUCCGCAACGAGUUCAUCCAGCAGGUACAUACAGUAGGCCACUCACACACACGCGUAACUAGAUUAUGACGGACAGAUCCACCCCCCUGUGUGUGUGUGUGUGCGUGUGUGGUUGGCUGCAGGACCCUGCCAAGCACGAGGCGGACUGGAAGUACGGCCCGAAGAUCGCGCCUGCGUACGACCUGCCGUCGCUCAUCACGCCGUCUGGCGACCCGCACCAGAUGUCCAACACGUACCUGGUGCUCUUCUGGAAGUCCAUGUACCGAUACACCCACUACAACAUGAUCCGGGAGCCAACAUUCCCCAGAGAACCCGACCUCACCAGGGUCAGACACACACACGGCUUGGCGGCACUCUCUACGUCGCUCGACCUCUGCUGCCUGUCUGUCUGUCUGUGUGUCGUGUGUGACCGUGUUUGUCGGUUCGGUGUGCAGGGUGAGUUGGCUGCCGGUGCGACGGUUACGCGCACGUCGGUGUGGCAUAACCCGAACGAGCCGGCCAUCCAGUCAAUCAAGAAAUUCCACCCCGACUACUUCCGCCCCGUCGGUCUGGCGACCACGGCGCCCAACCCCACCGACUAUGGCUUCCCGGGGAUCGGCGACUUCCGAGACCAGCGGCUGCCGCGCGGACACGCCGACCGACGGCCCUGGUACUACUUCUGCCUCGCUGCAUCCACCAUGGUCAUGGGGUCGCUAAUCCGCGGCUUCGUCGUCAAGCUCAACUACCAGCUGUGGAUCUCACGCGUGAGUGGCAGGCAGGCAGGCAGGCAGGCAGGGAGAGAGGGAGGCAGGGGUGAAGGGGAUGAUUGCCGGACCAUGGACGGCAUGGACGGCUGUGUUGGUCUGUCUGUCUGUCUGUUCAUGUGUGGUACGUAUGUGUGAAGGAUAUGGAGGCCUUGGGGAAUGUCGAGGUUGACACGAGCCAAAUCAUGCCUGGCCAAAACUACACCACCCGCUGGCGCGGCAAACCCAUCUUCAUCAGACGCAGGACACCCGAAAUGAUCGCCGCUAGCCGGUAGGUACCCACUCCCCCUCCCACCUCAACUCGCUCCUGCACACGUGCGUGUGUGUAUUGAUGUGAUGGCAUGCAGUGCGGACGACUCGCACUGCAAGUCUUUCAAGGACCCCGCGACGGACGCCGAGCGGUGCCCCAACCCCGAGUGGCUCAUCGUCCUGGGCGUCUGCACCCACCUGGGAUGCAUCCCACACGCUGAUGCGGGCAUGUGGCACGGCUUCUUCUGCCCCUGCCACGGAUCGCACUACGAUCAUGCCGGUAAAACAGACAAUGAAUGAAUGAAUCACCACACACACACACACACACGGACCGCACGAACCGAGAAAGAAACACUCGUGUGUUCUGUGUGUUGCCUUUCUUUGCUGCAUUGCUUCAUUUCAUGCAGGCCGUAUUCGUGCUGGCCCUGCGCCGACCAACCUGGAGAUUCCUGAGUACGAGUGGGUCAGUGACACCGUCAUUAAAUUGGGGACGGACUGAGUGAUCGGUCAAGGAAGGGAUCGUCUAAGUGUGUGCGGAGGGAGGGAGGGCGAGGGAGGCUGGUGUGGUGUGCUUCGGUAGUGGGUGAGGGGCUGAGGGCUGAGUAUUUCGUGUCUCUCCAGCGGCGGGUGGUUUGAUUGAUGUGUGCACAUGCGCACCAUGACGCACGCUGUGGCACGUGUCGUUCCUUCGUCGACGGUCUUGUCUGCGGCUCCUGAGGCGCAUGGAGAAUGCGCCUCGGUGCGACAGGCAAGGCCAUGGACACAGGAAACGGCGUGUCUGUGGCGGCUUGUCAUUCUGGGUGGAUCCAUGGUUGGCUGUGGGUGAGAGCCUCUGCCUGCCUCCCUGCCUGCCUGCCUGUAUGCUCGUCUCGGUUGGUUGCUCUGCUUUCGAGAGAAGUGAAGUGAACCACACACAUGAGUGUCGGGCUUCAGCCGAGGGAGGGACAGAGGGAUUGAGCGAGCAAUGGCAAGAAAUGCCAUAAUUUGUUUGUACCAUCGUCGGUGCGUGAGAGCGUCAAGUGCAUGGGAGUGUGUGGCGGUGCAUGUCCGCGUCAGGCCGG